Messenger RNA from Jatropha curcas, 390 nucleotides. The record is from RefSeq and is a predicted model, not a curated record. NCBI's taxonomy places the organism in Eukaryota, Viridiplantae, Streptophyta, Magnoliopsida, Malpighiales, Euphorbiaceae.
AUGCCGUUGGGAAAAUAUUACUGUGAUUACUGCGAAAAGGAAUUUCAAGAUACUGCAAUUGCCCGUAAACGCCAUCUUCAGAGCGCCUCGCACGUCCGCGCCAAAUCCCUUUGGUACGCCUCUCUUAGAUCCGGAGACCCCAGUCAAACUUAUGCUGAUGGUGCCAAGGGGAUCUGCAAUCGAUUCGUCAAAACGGGAUUUUGUCCUUAUGGGGAUUCUUGCAAGUACCUGCAUCCAAACAACAGCAACAACUUGCAAAAUAAUGUUGGUACUUCUCAAGCUGCUGGCCUUAUGGAUAAUGUUCAGUCACCGUUUAUUCCGGGAAGUCAAUUAGUUGGAGGAAGCUCUUUGCCAGGUUUAUCUGUUUUGAAUGCCAUUAGUAUGGCGUAG